Molecule: messenger RNA, 3373 nt
Organism: Oryzias latipes (Japanese medaka)
Lineage: Eukaryota; Metazoa; Chordata; Actinopteri; Beloniformes; Adrianichthyidae
Gene: hnf4a
Product: hepatocyte nuclear factor 4, alpha
Biological process (GO): regulation of DNA-templated transcription
Molecular function (GO): zinc ion binding; RNA polymerase II cis-regulatory region sequence-specific DNA binding; DNA-binding transcription factor activity
Source: RefSeq, a predicted model, not a curated record
AUACACCUUUAAUUUCCAGAUGGACUAUUUAUCUAAAUUAUUUUAACUAAAAUUAUCUAAAUUACUUCAUUUUAUCAAACAUUUAAGAUUUUCUGACAAUUAUUUUAUUUACUGAUCCAUUGUCUGAAUUUGUGAUUUAAAGAAAAACAGUUUCUCAAUAUAAGCACUUGAAAAAUUUAUAAAACAUCCAAUUUAACCUUGGAUAGAUCAUUGAUUAUCCUUUUAAAUGAAUUGUUUGGGAUCGUUGCAGUAAACACCUUCCUGCUGAAAUAUGGUUUUCUGUUUGUCUGACUGACUAUUAAUUAAGCCAUAAAUUACUGACGAUGCUCAGGAUCCAUAUAAGCAAUUUACUGCUGACAAGUUAUGUUUGUUCACCGCCGCUGCAGGAAAUUCUCUGCCCUGCAUUUCACCUCAUUACAUCCCACAAUUUACUCUUCAGAGACUUUCUCUGCCAUAAAACAGUGCACUUAGACAGCUUUUAUGGUUUGAAACCUAAAAGUGUCUGUGGGCACCCAACCGCUCUUAUGAGCACAAGCUGGAAACAUAGAAGCACAUUUAAACACUUUCUUGGUUGCUCACUUUGCAAAAUGUUGUCUUAUUUUAGGCCCAAAAAUGUGAAAUAUAUUUAAAGGUUGAAUGCUGAUGUGGCCAUGCAGUUCAUUCCUGCAGAAAUCCCUACAAUAUACUAGUUUAAAUUACAUUGAAUUAGGCUUGAACCCAUGAAAGCUAAAAGAGUUUUUUCCAUCAUACAAAACAUAUUUGAUGACGUCACCCAUCAUGUGUUUGCUGCCACCUUCAGUACAUUCUCCACUCCUCAUCCACGUCUCACCCUCCUGCUCUCUUUCUUCCCUCUUUAUUUGGACAAACUCCUCUUCCCUCAUUAGCAUCCACAAAAUUAGCUUUUGGUGAUGAUACAGAGAAAUAGAAGGAAAAGCCAUCAUAACUUUAUGUCUAUUUGAGUUUCUGUCAUCAUGUUGCCAUAGUUACAGCCGCUGUAUAGAUUGGUGUCCAUAUGAGCCUGGUUACUGUUUAACCUCCCCACCCACAUUUGCCCAGAUUAGGAAAAUCAAUAAGAUAACAGCAGCAACAGCGGCCUUACCUUGCACCAACAACACCGUUCUCACACUACAGCACGCGGCGCGCAACUCCCACAUUUUAGACCUGAUGGUUAGGAAGUUAAAACGUGGAUUUAAACACCACACUCCAGGAGAAACGGAGGACAACAUGGUCAAUGUGAACAAACAAGUCGGUGCAAGUGUGGAGCCGUCGCUUGACUCCUCACCGGCUGAAAGCACCAACAUGAACGCCACAGGCCACCUGGCAGCUGGUAGCUUGUGUGCCAUAUGCGGAGACAGGGCGACGGGCAAACACUACGGGGCCUCCAGCUGUGACGGCUGCAAGGGCUUCUUCAGACGCAGUGUCCGCAAAAACCACAUGUACUCGUGCAGGUUCAGUAGACAGUGUAUAGUGGACAAAGACAAGAGGAAUCAAUGCCGAUACUGCAGACUGAAGAAAUGUUUCAGAGCUGGCAUGAAGAAAGAAGCUGUACAGAAUGAAAGAGACAGAAUCAGCACAAGGCGAUCCAGCUAUGAGGACAGCAGUUUACCGUCCAUCAAUGCACUGAUUCAAGCAGAUGUUAUGACCAGACAGAUCACGUCUCCAACUCCUAUACUCAACGGGGAUGUGAGGACCAAGAAGAUUGCCACCAUCACAGACGUCUGCGAGUCCAUGAAGCAGCAGCUGCUUGUCUUGGUGGAGUGGGCCAAGUACAUCCCAGCCUUCUGCGAUCUGGCCCUGGAUGACCAGGUGGCAUUGCUUCGAGCUCACGCAGGAGAGCAUCUCCUGCUCGGUGCUGCAAAGAGGUCGAUGCUCUACAAAGACAUCCUCCUAUUAGGAAAUGACCACAUUAUUCCCAGGAACUGCCCGGAGCUGGAGGUUGGGAGAGUGGCUGUGAGGAUCCUGGAUGAGCUGGUGCUUCCUUUCCAAGAGCUGCAAAUUGAUGACAAUGAGUAUGCCUGCUUGAAGGCCAUAGUUUUCUUUGACCCAGAUGCUAAAGGUCUGAGUGACCUGGGGAAGAUCAAGCGAAUGCGGUAUCAGGUCCAGGUCAGCCUGGAGGACUACAUCAACGACAGGCAGUAUGACUCUCGGGGCCGCUUUGGGGAGCUCCUCCUGCUGCUGCCAACGCUGCAGAGCAUCACCUGGCAAAUGAUCGAGCAGAUUCAGUUCGUCAAACUCUUUGGCAUGGCAAAGAUUGACAACCUGCUGCAGGAAAUGCUCCUAGGAGGUUCUGCUAACGAAGCUCCACAUGCACCUCACCUACAUCCUCAUCUGGUUCAAGAGCACCUCAGCAGUAACGUCAUAGUGGCCAGCAGCAUGCCAACACCCAUCCACAACGGUCAAAUCUCCACUCCUGAAACCCCGAUCCCGUCUCCACCUACUGCCUCCGGCUCAGAGCAUUAUAAAAUGGCUCAGGGGGUCAUAGCCACAGUGCCCAAGCAGCCCACCUCCAUCCCUCAGCCAACCAUCACAAAGCAAGAGGCCAUUUAAUAAAUGUGAAUUCUCAUCCCGCCAGCUCAUUUGUAGGUUCUACCAGGGUCUUUUCAUGAAAGUAGCAAAAUAUACAAACUAUAAUUACAAGUUACCACACUUAUAGCCUUUCAGGGAUGUGUUUGUACAUAGUAUGUAGGUAAAGUUGAGCUUAAAAGCUUAAGGAAAUCCAGAUAAACUAGAAGCAUUUCAAUUUUCCUGGCAUUUCUGCUGUUCAUUGAGACUGAAAUGUACCAGUUCACUGUUCUCAGCGCUCGAUAUGUUGUGACAUGAGUGUCCUUCAAUGAAAAAAAUAUAGAUGACGCCAGUUUCAUGUGAAUGUUACAACAAGCCUUACUUUGUCACACAUGAAUUGUAGCUAUUUUUUCUUUUUUGAUGUUCAAUAGGGAAAAAAAAAACAAAUUGAGAGAAAGGCUGGAACGGCUUCAGCUUUUUCUUUCUCUUUUAAGUAUUUUUUGAGAGAGCCUCUCUAUGUCUGUGUUUUUUUUUGUAAGCACUGCUAAAAAACAGGAGAAAUUCAGAGAAUCACUGUAAAAACAGACACUAACAUAACCGAAAGUAGCUAUUUGUGCCAAGUGUGCCACUUUUUAAAAGUCACAGGAAGGCAUGCUAAGGAGUUUUACCACUCACAUGUUAUGAUGGUUUAUAAAAAAAUACAAAUUUUACAAAUAUUAUUGUGUUUUUUUUCCCAUUUGUUUAGUAUUUUUCUCAGUUAAACUCAAGAAAUAAAUUGUGCCUUGUGACCUAUACUGCCUUACAAAAUAAGGCAAUGUUGUGCCUUACAAUGUGAAAUUCCUUAAUAAAUCUUACAUCUAUUUUUACAUUG